ACCAAAAAGUUGUUAUCAAUAUUGUUAAGUUAGUUAAUGGUCUGUAAUUCUGAGAAGAGAAUAAUUUCAUAGGGAAAAAGUUUUUUUUGCUAUAUAAACACGAUACGGGUUAAAUCAAACCAUUGUAAUGGCUAAGACUCCGACGCCCCGUCCAAAAAGCGGUAAAGGACUUGGAAAAAGUGCUAAAGUUAGUGCAAUGCGGCAUAGGAAAUUGCUGCGUGAGAACAUCAAAGCGAUCACACGACCUGCUAUUCGAAGAAUGGCACGUCGAGGUGGCGUUAAACGAAUAUCGGGCGAAAUAUAUGAAAUUGCAAGAACUUGUAUAAAAGAUUUCGUCACGGAUGUUCUCAAAGACUGUGUUUCCUAUGUAGAAUAUGAACGAAAAAAAACGGUGGGUGUUAUGGAGAUGUUGUUGGCCCUCAAAAGACAAGGACGAACUAUAUAUGGGUUCGAUCAUGAAAUCAGAGGACGACACACCCAUGCACAUUUUCAUUAUUAAUAAGAAUAUCCGUCCCCAAAAAUUUUUGGAUUAUUUCUUGUAUAAAAUUGUGACAUUGAGAGUUUAUCUAUAGAGAUAUAAAUAAUUCAUAAAUUAUCUGGUCGAUACUUGAUUCUCAUUAUUUUUUUCUACCGUUAUCGAUUUUCUCUCCAAUUUAAACACUUGUUAAAUAUAAAUUCUAUUCUCUGCAAAUAACUAUCCGUCACCUCUUAUUAUAAAAAAAAAAAAAAAUUAAAAUGUAUCAUAAAAAUGAAUUUAAAAAAAAAUUAUGAAAAGAUGAGAUGUAUUUAAAUAAAUACUUCUCAAACCUAAAAAUCAUAAAUCUAUAUUUUAAAAUAUUUAUUUUUUAAAG
This is a messenger RNA of Rhizophagus irregularis DAOM 181602=DAOM 197198, 851 nucleotides long. Its product is annotated as Histone H4. Gene Ontology annotation, molecular function: DNA binding; structural constituent of chromatin; protein heterodimerization activity. Gene Ontology annotation, biological process: nucleosome assembly. The record is from RefSeq and is a predicted model, not a curated record. Lineage: Eukaryota; Fungi; Glomeromycota; Glomeromycetes; Glomerales; Glomeraceae.